AUGGCCGCCGCGGCGCUGCUGCCGUCCGAGCCGCCGUGGCCGCCCGCCCUGGCUCCUCUGAAGGCCGUGGAGGACCUGCUGCGCUGCGGCAUCUGCUUCGACUACUUCCACAUCGCCAUGAUGAUCCCGCAGUGCUCGCACAACUAUUGUUCCCUUUGUAUACGAAAGUUUUUGUCCUACAAAACUCAGUGCCCAACCUGUUGUGUGGCUGUCUCGGAGUCUGACCUGAAAAAUAACCGGACAUUAGAUGAACUAGUCGAAAGCUUUAAUUCUGCAAGGCAACAGCUGCUCCAGUUGGUCGUGGAUGCUCCAGUGAUUCCUUCCCCGUUGGCCUGCAGCAGACGAGCAACUGGCAAAAGCCACGUUAGGAGUCCUGGGGCUUGGCCAGCUAAAACCGUCCAGAAAGAAGAGCUGCCCGUGAUUGAGGGCUUCCUGAUGAAGGAAAAGGUGCGCACCCCGACCAAGGCAGAUGGACUCGUGGGAGCAGAGUGGAAGGUCUGCAAAACUGAGAACCACCAUAACCUUUGUAGCAGCUCUCCCGAGGCUUGUGGCAAAGACGCUGAGGUGACGUCAGGGAAGAGUCCUGAAUGUGCCAAAAAUCAUGAAGAACCUUCUACAUCUGUGGGCAAAUUAGUUAAGAAAGUGGAGUGCCCGGUGUGCGGGGUGGCCAUCCCGGAGCAGUACAUAAACAAGCACCUGGACGGCUGCCUCACGAGGGAGGAGAAGAGGGACAGCCUGCGCAGUUCUGGUAGCAAAAGGAAGCCCAUGUCUAAAGUUGUUUACAACUUGCUGUCCGACCGAGACUUGAAGAAGAAGCUGCGGGAGCAGGGCCUGUCCACGCGGGGCAGCCGGCAGCAGCUGGUGAGGCGGCACCAGGAGUUCGUGCACAUGUACAACGCGCAGUGCGACGCGCUCAGCCCCAAGCCGGUUGCAGAGAUUGUUAAAGAGCUGGAAAAGAACGAGAAGAUUCGAGUUCAGCUUGAAUUCAGUAAACCUAGUGAAAAUAGCCUGACCUUUACAAAAKACAAGACAGAGAAAGAAAUAGAUGAGAUCCAUGCUGAUUAUCGGAACAAACACAGAAGUGAAUUUCAAUUUUUAGUGGAUCAAGUAAAUAAUCGGUGGAAGAAAAUUGGCAAGAGGAAAGGAGAAAGUGCUCAAAAGAGGGAAGAAGCCGCUGCUGAAGAACAGCCAACAGACCCAGGAGAAGAUUUUCAGAAGCCCCACACAGAUGUAGUUAUUGGAACAGAGCAGUUGCCUCAGGCAGAAGUUCCUGACUGCAAAAGAAGUGAAUCUGAUUCCCUGGGGGAAAUCCAGAGAUCAAUCUCACCAGCUUCCUUGCAGUCAUCUGGAUCUACAAGCAGCUCUAGUUCAGACAUUCUGAGAGACGUGCAAGGGAUUGAGAUGUAUUCGGAGUCAUCUGAUAACAGCCUCCUGGACCUGGAAUUUAAGAAAAGGAAGAUACAUGGYUCCAGAAUGUCCCCAAACGAUGAGCUGCUGCCCAAGAGCAAGAGGAAGAAGAGCUAGAGUGGCUGGGCCGGGGGCCUGGGGCUGUGCGGGGGCUCGAGGCUGUGCAGCCCGUCCGACUUGGCCCCUCUUCUUACUUGUAGUGCAUUCGAGCACUUAAUAAAGCGCUGGAGCUUUGCACCUUGUCGCUGAGGCUGCCUUGGCGUAGCGGUUAGUGCACCCAGGGUCUGCUCUAACUAACAAACUCCAAGCUUGGCGUGAGCUCCCAGGCUGCUGCAGAGUCCUUGGGCUGGCUCUUUUCCUGCAGCGAGUGGAAGUGGCUCCCUGUUUUGUGCCCGUUCCCACUCGGAUGGAUGGGCACUUGCUGUGCCCCGUGAGCAAGUUGGAGCGAGCGUGUGGCCACGUAGGGUCCAUGGGCCCCAGGUGCCUCUGGAARUGCCUGCUUUUUCAAAAUGGUAAAUCUGUGUCUGAGGAACGAUAUAUUUGCUUCACUCAGGUAAUUUAACCUUUACAAGURAAAUAAAUCAUGCUUGCAUUUACUUAAUUCUACAGAAAUGUGCAUCAUUUUGAAUGUUGUUUUAAGCUUAUUCRUUAGUAUGUGAAAGAGAAUAAAUACUGACUUUCAUUUUAGGUCUCCAUUGUGCUUCACAGCCAUUAGUACCAAAUAGGAUUAUAUUCUGUGCAGUUAACCAGAGAAUAAAAGUGUUUGUGUCUGUAACAGUCGGUAAGUCUGAGUGUCGUUGCGAGCAGGGCAGUUCACAUCAGAGUUGAGCAUCUUCCUUUGGAUGCUUUUAUUGCUGUGCUUUACGUUUCAGCUAGCAAGG
Molecule: messenger RNA, 2288 nt
Organism: Nothoprocta perdicaria
Lineage: Eukaryota; Metazoa; Chordata; Aves; Tinamiformes; Tinamidae
Gene: RAD18
Product: RAD18, E3 ubiquitin protein ligase
Exons: 13
Coding region: 1-1524 (507 amino acids)
Biological process (GO): DNA damage tolerance; protein monoubiquitination
Cellular component (GO): Rad6-Rad18 complex; nucleus
Molecular function (GO): ubiquitin protein ligase activity; single-stranded DNA binding
Source: RefSeq, a predicted model, not a curated record